Archocentrus centrarchus (flier cichlid) is the source of this 2851-nucleotide messenger RNA. Its product is annotated as platelet glycoprotein V-like. NCBI's taxonomy places the organism in Eukaryota, Metazoa, Chordata, Actinopteri, Cichliformes, Cichlidae. The transcript has 2 exons. The record is from RefSeq and is a predicted model, not a curated record. Gene Ontology annotation, molecular function: protein binding. Bases 78 to 2006 code for a protein of 642 amino acids.
AUUACUUGAUAGCUAGAGGGUGCACAUCUUUUAACCACAAGAGAGUGGAGCAGCACAGAGCACAGAGCAAACAAACAAUGAUGGAUCUUUACUUCAGAGGCACCAUGUGGAUGAUACUCGUGCUAUUUACAUUUCUACAUCUUACCUCAAGCAAUUCUUGCCCCAGCGCCUGCCGGUGCACCGAUAAAGGUGCUGCCAUGUGUGUUGGCCCCACCAUCACGGAUGUACCACCUUUGCCUCGCCACACAUACCUGCUGCAGCUCAGUGGCACAAACAUGAAUGUCAUAAAUGAGCGAAGUUUGGCAAAUCUGGACCUCCUGCUGCGUUUUGGUCUCAUGCAGAGUCAUCUACACACUGUCCAUCCUCAGGCUUUCCACGUAGCUCCCCAGCUCUUGUCUGUCAAACUGUCAUCUAAUGAUCUCUCUGCCCUUCCUCCUCGAGUGUUCAGUCCACUUACUGCUCUGGAGCAGCUACAUUUAAAUGGGAACCAAUUUGAAAACAUCCAUCCGGAUAUGUUUGAAGGACUUGGUGAGUUGAAGGACAUGGACCUAAGCCGCAACAACCUCAGGAGUCUUGCUUCAGACAUUUUUGAUGGAUUGACCAACCUCAUCUUUCUGAAUCUUGGUAGGAACUUCUUAAAGAAGCUUCCGCCUACCAUCUUUCACUCUUUGACUAACCUUCGCCAUCUUACGCUUUAUCACAAUGAGCUAGAGGUGCUAGAAGCUGGGAUCUUUGAUAAACUGAUCAACCUUGAGGAGCUAAAACUCCAUCAUAACCAGAUUGCCAGCCUUCCAGCUCAAGUCUUUUGGUCUCUGAGAAACCUGCAAAUUCUGACGCUGUCCUCCAACCGAUUGCAGGCUGUCCCGGUAAAGAGCUUCUACAACAUGCCAAAGUUGAGCAAACUCACCCUUUACAAGAAUCCACUUUUAUCUCUACCAGUUGAGCUGAUGGGUCACAUGCCUGACAUGAGAGAAUUUUAUCUAUAUGGAACCAACCUCACCACUGUUCCUGGAAAUUUGUUCACUAACAUGUCUGGGCUGUUGAUGCUUAACUUCAAUUUAAAUGACAAUCUGAGGGACUUGCCUUCAGAUGUUUUCUGCUGUCUUCCCAAACUCCAAAACCUGUCACUAAAAUUCAACAACCUCCAUCAUCUACAUCCCCAGCUGUUCUCCAACCUAACCACCCUGAACAAACUACACCUCAAUGACAAUAAGCUGGAUAGCCUACCAGAAAACCUCUUUCACGGUCUUGGAGAGAUUCUUGAAAUUUUAUUGAUGAAUAACAACCUUAAGAGUCUUCCAGGAGAUAUCUUCUUGUCAAAUACAGCUUUGAAGAAUUUGAGUCUAAGUGGCAACCCCUGGGAAUGCAAUUGUGCUAUCAGAGACAUUGCAAGAUGGAUAAGACAUAAUGAGCAUGUCCUUUUUGACAGAGAUGAUGUGAUAUGUCACAGUCCAAUGUACCAGGUACUGCGUACCCUUGGCUCUCUGCGUGAUGAAGAGUUCAGCUUUUGCAGUGUUAAAACAUUCAAGAUUUCUUUUGAGCCAACGCAACUGCUCCACAACUUGUCAACUGUUGGACAAACAUCGCCUUUAACUUCCAUAACCACAUCACCCGAAUCAAGCACCCUUCAAGGUGCUGCCCAGUCCACUCAAGGAGCUACCCAGUCCACUCUAGAGGCUAUCCAAAUAGUCACCAACAAAACAACGCUCUCAGCAGUAUGUUCCACCGAAGUCAGUGCUAAACUUGCUCAGGACAUGUCACCUCCUUUUUAUGACACAUUGGUGCUUGAACAGGGACCUGAGUUUGUGCACCAUAACCUUCACAAAGGCUGGGUGUAUGUGUGGUUUCUGCCCUCAAACACUACUUUGAUUGGGUUCUUCAUGUUCUGUCACAUCCUUCUAGUAGCUGCAGGCUUGUUAUUGAUUCUUGCUACUAUGUAUGGUAUGUAUCGCCUCAGCAAGGCCAUGAAUAAGCUAAAGGCUGAGUGUUCUCAUGAUGAAGGGUAACACACUGUGUUAUCAGGCCUGGUGCAUAUGUAGAUAAACUGCCCUCUUCCAGCAACAGAUGACAGUGACUGUUGUCUGUUGUGUUUUCGCCCUAUAGCUUUUCUUUAGGACUAUCAGACUCUGAAUGUGGGAUUCAAAAUAUUAUAGAGCUAAAUCUUGUGGAAUAUAAAAUAAAAUAAAAAGUACAUUAAGGUAAUAUUGUAUUCAAUGCAUGUAAUACAGUAUUUAAAAAAAAAACAGCGCUAAACUAAUGUGCGUACAUCAAUGUCUGUGAGUAGUCAAUAUGAAACAUUUAACUGUCAUAUAUAAAAGUGAAUUAAAUAUUUCAGGAGACAAGCAGCUCAAUUUAAAAAUAUCUCUUUGGACUCUGGACAGUUGUGUGUUUUUUCCCCAAUUCUUUUUAACAUUUUAUAGACCAGAGCUCGGCAACCUUUACUGUCAAAAGCACGUUCAGGCCUACUUUGAAACAGAAUGGCCAGUCCUAUCUAUUUAUGUCCAUAUUAGAAGUAACCUACUUUGACAAUAAAUAAAGCACACACCUGCCUAAUAGAUCUAAAAACAGUUAAAAAAAAAAAAGAAAGAAAGAAAGAAAGAAAGGUCAGUUUCAGUUUUAUUUGGACUGAAAUCCAGCCACAUAUCAAGCAUGCCAGUAGGCCGGCAGCAUUAGCAAUGAAAGUAAAACAGGUUUUGAAAUCCAAAGCUGAGCAGACUAAAGAAUAACAUUUUUGUGUGCACAUCCAUGUUAGUCACUGUUACUGAGGUUCAGCAAAAUUAAGAGGACAAGGCCCCAGGUGAUAGACACAGGCUAUGAUGCACAUAUCCAAACUUUAAAAAAAAAAAAAAAA